This is a messenger RNA of Sorghum bicolor (sorghum), 1470 nucleotides long. Its product is annotated as phospholipase A1 EG1, chloroplastic/mitochondrial. Lineage: Eukaryota; Viridiplantae; Streptophyta; Magnoliopsida; Poales; Poaceae. Gene Ontology annotation, cellular component: chloroplast. The coding region runs from base 1 to 1470 and encodes 489 amino acids. Gene Ontology annotation, molecular function: glycerophospholipid phospholipase A1 activity. Gene Ontology annotation, biological process: lipid metabolic process. The record is from RefSeq and is a predicted model, not a curated record. The transcript has a single exon.
AUGGCUGCCACUGCGAAGCUCGCCGUGGCGCGGGGCGGCACACCGACGACGACGACGCGUCGUCAUCGAGUGUCCACAGCCCUAGCGGUGUCUUCCGCCACGCCGAUCACCGUCAGCCUCAGCGGCCUACAACAACACAAGCAGCAAGAGCAGGCCGCAGCGCCGUCGUCCACGGAAGCACCACCACCCGCCGCAGGUAGCAGUGUCCGCGCCAAUAAAGCCAUGGCUACGCCGCCGCCGCCGCCGCCGCCGCUGGCGUGCAUGUGGCAGGAGCUGCAAGGCGCUGGCGAUGACUGGCGAGCCCUGGUGGAGCCUCUCCAUCCGCUGCUCCGUGCAGAGAUCGUCCGCUACGCGGAGCUGGUGGCGGCGUGCUACAGGACGUUCGACCUAGACCCACGUUCCAAGCGGUAUCUCAACUGCAAGCACGGCAAGCAGCAGAUGCUGCAGGCCGCGGCGGCGGCGGGGAUGCACGGCGCCGCCGGGUACGCCGUCACCAAGUACAUCUACGCGGCACCCGCCGCCGUCGCCUUCGGCCGACGACGGCGAUCCUGCAGCAGCAAGGGCCGGUGGAUCGGCUACGUCGCCGUCGCGUCGGACGGGGAAGCGGCUCGUCUCGGCCGCCGCGACAUCGUCGUCUCCUUCCGCGGGACGGUGACAGGAUCGGAGUGGCUUGCCAACUUCAUGAGCACGCUGGCGCCUGCGCGCUUCGACCCUGCCGACCCGCGCCCGGACGUGAGAGUCGAGUCCGGGUUCCUCUCCCUCUACAGCUCCGACGACGCGUUCGGGAAGUUCACCGCCGGCAGCUGCCGGAACCAGGUCCUUUCCGAGAUAUCCAGCCUUGUUGCCAAGCACAAGGGCGAGGAGAUGAGUAUCACACUCGCCGGACACAGCAUGGGAAGCUCCCUCGCCCUCCUCCUCGGCUACGACCUCGCCGAGCUCGGCCUGAAUUCUUACCCUAAUCGAUCCUCCUCGACGACGACGACGAUCCCCAUCACAGUCUACUCCUUUGCCGGUCCGCGGGUGGGAAACCUAGAGUUCAAGAACCGAUGCGACGAGCUGGGAGUGAAGGUGAUACGGGUGGUGAACGUGAACGACCCAGUGACCAAGAUGCCCGGGGUCCUCUUCAACGAGGGCGCUAGGGUUCUAGCAGGACGGUACGAGUUGCCAUGGAGCAAGGCCUGUUAUGUGCACGUCGGCGUAGAGGUAGCCCUCGACUUCUUCGAGGCUGGUGACAUAGCUUACGCGCACGACCUGCAGGCCUACAUUGAUCAGCUUAUUCUGAUCAAGUGCACCGACGACGACGAUGUCACUGUUGCUGUUGUUGGAUCCGACGACGACUCGAUAAUGGAUGAAGAAGAAGGAGGAGGAGGUGUGAGCGGCGGCAGGGUUGUCGCAUCCGUGUUCGAAUCGUGGAGGUGGCAAAUGGCUGCGAUACGCGCUGGUGAGUUCAUGCAAGCGCUUGGGAUCUGA